Molecule: messenger RNA, 336 nt
Organism: Vigna radiata var. radiata (mung bean)
Lineage: Eukaryota; Viridiplantae; Streptophyta; Magnoliopsida; Fabales; Fabaceae
Product: protein NIM1-INTERACTING 3-like
Exons: 1
Coding region: 1-336 (111 amino acids)
Biological process (GO): regulation of systemic acquired resistance
Source: RefSeq, a predicted model, not a curated record
AUGGCGUGGGAGGAAGAGAGUGAAGAGGAGCAGAUGGAGAAGUUCUUUGCACUGAUUAAGAGCACGAAAGAUGCACUGGAUCAGUUAUCAAAACAGAAGGAAGAACAAAAGGCAAAGAAUGUUUGGAAACCCAGUUUUGAAGCAGAAGAUUUCAUGCAUGAUCAGGAAUUGAUGAAGAUUAACUUUAAAAAUACACCAGAUCGUUCAGGGAAAGAGACCGAGCAAGAUCCUCCGCACAAAGAAUCAGCAGAACCAACCACAGAGCCACACUCACACAAUCAAAAUGGAAAUAACAACAAAUCAACCCGUGAUUUAGACCUAACUCUUUCUCUAUAA